CUCUUUUGAGGGGGCUAUAUCGCGUUUGAAAGUAAUCAUCACCUGCAAUGUCGACUUCUUUUGGUCAACUCUAUACCUCUAGGCUGAGUGGUGAAGGCGAGUUUAGACUAUUGACAGUCCAGCCAGAGAUAGGCGAAGAUCAAUGGAUUCAUUGUAUCCUGCAUACUGUAAACAUAAAAGAGCACCCUGGCUACAUUUGUCUCUCAUAUACUUGGGGUCCCCCGACAUCCGAAGCAGCAGACGAAGGUAUCACAAGCCGCGCAACACAUUAUAUUAGAUGCAACGGGAACACUAUCCUGGUCACUAAAAACCUCUACGACUUCCUACAAAGAGUACGUCGCGACCGCGAGUUGUGUUCGCAGAAUUUUUGGGUUGAUUCUAUUUGUAUCAACCAGGAAGACCAGAUAGAGAGAGCCAGCCAAGUCAGUUCUAUGGCAUCAGUUUACCGAUCCGCGGACAUGGUCAUUGCCUGGCUGGGCGAAAAGGACAUAUACACUGAGGACGCUUUCUCCCUCAUCAGGACUGUGGGAUCCCUUUCUGAAGACAAUCUCAAGCAGAUUGUAGCGAGAAAUGUAGGCGCUGAGGAUAUCGUGGACUUUCGACGUCCUCUUUCCAGUGAUUGGGCAUGGAAUUCAAUGAAACAACUGUGGAGGCGCAACUACUUCAAACGAGCUUGGAUUAUUCAAGAGGUGGCUCUGGCGAAGAGGAUAUUAGUCAUUUGUGGUGAAUAUUUUCUCGACUGGGACCAUAUUGCUCGUGUUUCCAGAAUUCUAACACUGACGCCUUGGAAACGGGCGUCAAAUAUGAAUGCACACGACCGAAAAGCCCGAGUCGAUUCAACUCACACCCUGCCACUAUACCUUAACUCAAACCGUAAGAUGGUGUCUUCAGGGAAAGGCUGUGAUUUAUUAUCCAUACUUAUCAAGGCGCGGCGAUUUCAAUGCUCUGAUCCAAGGGACAAAGUAUAUGCCUUGCUUGGUCUCCUGGGAGACCACGCAAAAGAUAAGAUGCGUCUCCGACCCGUCUACAAGGGCCGAUCCACUGCUGACGUCUAUGUCUCUACGGCGAUCCAGAUAUUGGAAGACACAAAUGAUCUAUUACUCCUUGCUCACGCAGAGGGGCAGGAUUUUCAACACAUAGAGGACCUCCCAUCCUGGGUUCCUGACUGGUCAUGCGAAAAGGGCUUGGGCCUUGGAAUUACCGGGUACACAAGAUUCGCUGCUGCGGCAAGCCUACCCCGGUUUCUUAGAAUUGAUGAAUCAAAUAAAUCCCUAGUCGUCCGUGGCUUAAAACUUGACAGAAUCGUUCAAGUUGGCGAGUCCAAGGAAGACGCGAUCAAUCAUAAGGGUCUCGCGUAUUUUCCAGGUUGGAUUUCUAUCUUAUCAGCUCUUCCUCCCAAGUACCACACCGGACAGCCAAGCACUGAAGUAUUCUGGAGGACCCUUAUCACCGAUACAGCUGGGCCUAACUCUCAACCAGCACAGCACCCGGCAGCAGAUAAUUUUAAGUUUGCAUUUUCCAGUUGGCUUGGGGAGCUAGUUUCGCGAUGGAGAGAUGAGCCCCCAUCUACGGAGAAAAAGCACUUUCUAGAGAAGAUCGACCACCUGGGCGCCUCGGACCAGUCUGGUCUUUUUCUAUAUGUCAUAGAGAAACAAAGCACAAGCUUGUUAAACGAUUCAGAUCGCAGCGCCUUACUCAAGCAAACCAACAGCAGCGAUCCUCCCCUUACGGGCGAUUACGAAGUCCGCUUAAACUAUUCUACCCAGACAAGGCUGGUACGAACCAACAAUAACUACCUGGGCCUCGCUACAACAUCUGUUAGAGAAAAUGAUUCUGUGUGGAUUGUGGCUGGCUCACGGAUCCCGCUCAUCUUGCGAGAAACCAGUCAACGACAUGUGUAUAGGCUCGUCGGAGGGGCGUAUAUCCAUGGGUUCAUGCAGGGGGAGGCAUUACAAGCUGAUACCAAAUUUACAGAUAUCGAGAUAGUGUAGA
Aspergillus caelatus is the source of this 1992-nucleotide messenger RNA. Its product is annotated as HET domain-containing protein. The record is from RefSeq and is a predicted model, not a curated record. Lineage: Eukaryota; Fungi; Ascomycota; Eurotiomycetes; Eurotiales; Aspergillaceae. Bases 48 to 1991 code for a protein of 647 amino acids. The transcript has a single exon.